AUGGCACCAACAAAUAGCAGCCCCAACCUCUCAAAAAGGUCAUUCUGCGGCGAUGCAUUAUCAUUCUACAUCACCAAAAUCAAUUUCAGUUAUUACAUCACCUUCAUCAUCAUCUUCGUUGCAAUCUUCAUCGCCUCGCUCUUCGUCCGCAAAAGGAUUAGUGGCCCAGGAAAGUCGUUAAUCGGAUUUGCCUACAUACUCACGUUGCUCCUUGCAAUCACUUGCCUAGUCAUUGACUUUGCAGCUCUUCUUCGAUCUCUAUGUGGAACCGGAGGUUUCCCGGAAUCGCGCGACAUGGCUAUCGCCUCCAACACCCUCGGCUUCAUCAGCGUAUGGGGCAUGCUGUUCCUCGUCGUCUACCAAGUAAACAUUUUACUCCGCAAGCAACUCGGUUCGGCCGUUAUGAUGUUUAGAAUCAUCUGCGUGGCCAUGGUAGGCGUCAUCGGCGCUCUCUACAUAGCGUCUCUCAGUAUAUCCAGCUAUCUCUGGUGGGAGACACCGAAUAUGUGGAGGGAUGACCAAUGGAGUCUUCAGCUAUCAUCGCAGCGGCUAUCGUUGGCAGUGAGAGCGCUAUAUCUACUUUGUGUUAUCGUGUCGGCGGCACUGUCUACUAUGACGCUGUCUGGGCUGCGGAGAGCGCAAUUAGCUGCUGGUGAUCUCAUCGGCUGGGUCGCCGCCCUCCACAUCUUCAUGUUCAUCUGGUCCGGCCUAUCCGUAGUGCUGCAGGCACUAAGCCUUUACCUCAGAGACUUUGAUCCCAAAACAUCAAUAGCCCUGUCGUAUGUUCUGAUUGUGUUCCAAGCGCUUAGCUUCGUUGCGCUAUUGGGGAUUGCGAAGCAUUCGUGCUGGAAACAGGGCCGCAAGCCGGCGCAGCACGUUUAUGCGCCGGCUAUGCAGGGGCAUACGGCGUAUGUGCAUUGA
Molecule: messenger RNA, 921 nt
Organism: Bipolaris maydis ATCC 48331
Lineage: Eukaryota; Fungi; Ascomycota; Dothideomycetes; Pleosporales; Pleosporaceae
Source: RefSeq, a predicted model, not a curated record